GCUCUGUGUUACUCUGUUAUCACCAUAAGUUUCUCCUUCCGUUGCAUCAAAUUUGGAUAUCUCAAGCGGCCUAUUUCUUCUAUUUCUUUCACGAUGUUGGUUUCUCCUAGAUACCCAGCAGUGCAAAGCUCUUUUUCGACCAACCAUUCCGAGCCAGAACAUGGGCAAUACCGGCCAGCCAAGGACUUGGAGGCUUUCAAUAGUUUAUUGCCACCACCAGUUGAAUUCGUAGAGGGUUCUUCUUCGGGGAAUUUGGUUGUGCCAGAGGGUAAAUAUGAACCUAUCAAUGCGAUAACAACACCUUCGCGCUCGAAAGCGCCAGUGGAGGUUCCUCCUAUAGCUUUUAAUGCAACCUCAUCCAGCCCGGCAAUAUCAAACGGCCAUUCCAACACCUCUAUAUCCACACCGACUAAGACACCGAUGAAAACACCAGUCAAAACGAUAGCGUCGCUGUACCAGGGAGACGUUGAGCUUUCAUGGCCAAAGAUGUGGACUUUGGGCGCUGGCUUGUUUAAUACCGGCAACACAUGUUUCCUGAACAGCGCCCUCCAAUGUCUGCUACACACUCCCCCUCUUCUUCACAUAGUGUCCACGCAUCGAGACUGCAAACCCGCCGUAUUCUGUAUGACAUGUCAGCUUCGCAAGCUCGCGGGACGCUCCUUUCAGAAACGAGCACCUUUCUCGCCAGAUAUGAUAACCAGCAAGCUACAAAUUAUUGCCAAACAAAUGCGUAGAGGAAGACAGGAGGACUCGCAUGAAUUCCUGAGAUAUGCUAUUGAUGCUAUGCAGAAGUCGUGUUUAACCGGUCAUCCAACCAAACUCGAACACAAGCUCACUGAAACUACAUGGGUGCAUAAGAUUUUCGGAGGGCGGCUACGAUCUCGUGUGACAUGUCGUGACUGUGGCUCUAAUAGCGAUACAUUCGACAGUAUCCUCGACCUGAGCCUCGAUAUUCACCGUGCACAACACCUGAACAUUGCUUUGCACAAAUUUGUGGCGACGGAUUAUCUGAAAGGGGCGGACAAGUACAAAUGUGAAAGAUGUAAAAAGCAUGUCAAUGCAGAGAAACGCUUUACUAUACAUGACGCUCCAGUAGUCUUGACGGUUCACUUGAAGCGAUUCUCUCCGAUCGGACACAAGAUCGGCCACGGCGUCGAGUAUGACGAGCACCUUAACCUCGAUCCCUUCAUGAGUGAGGGCCAGUAUGGUCCGCGUUACACGCUCUAUGGGGUAAUAUGUCAUGCUGGCGGUGGUCCCAACUCAGGGCAUUAUUACGCUUUCGUAAAGAGUCGAGAGAACAAGUGGUUUGAAAUGAACGAUGAGUCCGUGACUCCUCUGGGCUCACCACCAAUUCGGAUGAAGAACGCCUACAUGCUUUUCUAUUUGAAGGACAAGGGGCAGAAACUCGAAAUGAUCAACUUCUCGUCGACACAUCGACCGAAAUCCGGCGUUGUUGCCGCGAUGAAGAAGAAACGGACACGCGAAGAAGAAGAGGAAGAAGACCGAGGAGAAAAGGUCACAAAACCAUUUAUUGGUCCACUUUUACCAAGUCCGAUUAUCAAUGCCAGGAGUCCUUCAGAGUCCAAGCGACCGAGACUGGACAACGAUGACCCGCAGGCUACCAAAUUGAAGAACAAGAUCCAGGAACUUCAAGUGUCCUCAAAUACAGCCCUCUCCGAAUUGGCCGAUUAUGCGUCUGAUGAAGAUGCUAAAUCUCCGAAAGCCGAUAACUCCAAUCCGAGUGGAGUAAUCCGCACCCCAGCUUCUUCAACACCCGCACCCUCAGCAAACUCCUCUGCCAUCCCCCCUGCAGCCUUUUAUGGUACUCCCGCAGGCGUUAAAAAACGAAACGGUCUCGGUCCUGCAACCGCGAACCAUCAUUCCACUUGGAAGAAAAACGGAUAUAAUCCUUACAGUAGAUUUGGAGGAAAGAAGAAUAAAGGGGCCGCAAGGGGUCUUUAGGAUUGACUGUCUCUUAUUUUUGAUGGACAUGGUCGCGCAUAACUUAUCUGACCCUUUAUACCAUUCGGUCGCGCAUGUCGAGAAACACUAUACUGAACUUCUGUUCUGGCAGUCAAUUACCGGAAGGUCGAUCUCGCAGAUGUUUGUCCCGAACGCUCAGGUCCUCUUUUCGAACUUCAACGUCCUUUGUGCCAUCUAUUCAGACUGUUGACGUUGACUGUAGAGCAAUCCCUACUAUCAAAUGAUUCUAGCUUCCCUUUCCCGAUUCGAAAACUCAUAAGGCGCACAACGUACAUGUGAAUAGGUCAAGAUAUGAUCACAGCUGAGAAAGUUCGUGCUCCUCGUGUAUCUUUAUUGUUCCGCGUGCGAGGCCUUCUACGGUUUCUGAAU
Molecule: messenger RNA, 2352 nt
Organism: Marasmius oreades (fairy-ring Marasmius)
Lineage: Eukaryota; Fungi; Basidiomycota; Agaricomycetes; Agaricales; Marasmiaceae
Exons: 9
Coding region: 94-1962 (622 amino acids)
Cellular component (GO): cytosol; nucleus
Molecular function (GO): cysteine-type deubiquitinase activity; cysteine-type endopeptidase activity
Source: RefSeq, a predicted model, not a curated record